AUGAAUCAGGCCCCACGCAAUCACCGGUGGGGAAGGAUGGCCCCUUGCCACUGCACGCCACGACUGUUGUCAUCCUCUGGCCAGGGACUACUGUUGUACUCACUCUACCGUGUUGUAGGAAGAGGUACUACAGUAGGUACAAGUACGGGUGCACACAGUUGGUACUGCCCCAUCUCAUUGGCCCUACCAGCCACAAUCCCCGCCGUCUUCCCUGGCUAA
This is a messenger RNA of Plenodomus lingam JN3, 219 nucleotides long. The record is from RefSeq and is a predicted model, not a curated record. NCBI's taxonomy places the organism in Eukaryota, Fungi, Ascomycota, Dothideomycetes, Pleosporales, Leptosphaeriaceae.